This is a messenger RNA of Onychostoma macrolepis, 898 nucleotides long. RefSeq names its product mitochondrial ribosomal protein S33 (gene mrps33). The transcript has 3 exons. Gene Ontology annotation, cellular component: mitochondrion. NCBI's taxonomy places the organism in Eukaryota, Metazoa, Chordata, Actinopteri, Cypriniformes, Cyprinidae. Bases 366 to 686 code for a protein of 106 amino acids. The record is from RefSeq and is a predicted model, not a curated record.
CAAGUAAGUUACAGUAUAACAGAAGGCUCUUCUCGUUAUUUUUUUAUCAAAUUUAGCCUGGGGAAAUUUGAAGUGUGAAAAACGCGCAUAGUGCAUGACCGAUUAAACACAUUUUACUGUUAUUUUAAGGACCUGAGAGACUGAUAGGGGAAGUGCUUGACCUUCUUCGCGCAUGCGCGCCAUUCACGUUCUCCAGUGUGUGUUUGAGCGUGUGAAGGUUGAACUGUCAGCUAACCAUAAAUGAAUAUUCAAAAUAGUUACUGAAUAUAUUUUGUCAGUACUCCAUGUCUGUCGACAUGCCUUUAUUAUAAAGCAUAUAUUUUUGGACCUCGACUGCUUCUUUCAGGAUUUUUGAAAGGGUGAAGAUGGCUGGUCUGUCUAGCUAUGCCCUGCGCAUGGCCCGUCUGAGUGCCCGAAUAUUUGGAGAUGUGGCCCGUCACACAGACUCCAAAUCUAUGAAAGUGGUAGAGUUGUUUAAAGAACCCCCACUGGCCCAGAGAAAAGAAGUGUAUGACUGGUACCCCCCACACAAGAUCUACUAUUCUAUGACCCAGAAGCUCAGAUUCAUGGGGCUUUUCAGGGAUGAGCACCAGGAUUUCAAGGAGGAAAUGAGACGCUUGAGGAAACUGCGGGGUAAAGGAAAACCUAAGAAGGGAGAAGGGAAGAGAGCUGCAAAGAAGAAGUAGACCAGCACAUUUCAUCUACUAUUUAUGAAAGGACAUUAUGAAUGGAGAAUCCGAUGAAGAAGCUCUGUACACGAGUUGUACUUGUACGGUCAACAGGACAUGUUUAUGACUGUGGGGACAUGUUCUAUUAGCAGAGAUGAUGGUGAAAGAAAAACACAAAUGCUGAAUUCACCUUUGGUGUCUGUGAUGGAAAUUAAAUGUUCAUUUUUGUA